GACAUGUUCUGCAAUCUUAAGCAGGUAAUUCAGGUGUGUUUACUUUUAGAGCAAGACAAAGUGGCCGAGGAUGGAGAUCCAAUGGAAGAACACGCCAAGAUUUCCCAUACUAAUAUCCUCAAUAAUAUUGAUGAUCACACACGUGCACGCUACAAACAAACAUUUGAAUAUGUCAUGGAGCAUGCCCCUUAUCUCGAGAAUUUGAUUGGCAAGAAGAAAAAACGCGAGGAGCUCGCACAUGUCAUUAGUGAGAUGCAGAAUAUGAUUAACCACACCCACUUGGAGGAUGCCAGUCGUCUCAAAAGCUGCAUGGGCUCUUAUGCUGUGCCAGUCCCAGAUAAGGCCCUCGUCAACCCUCCAAUUGGCAAUGACAGCAAGUCUCGUUCCAAAAUGGGGUUUAAUCACCCACAGCUUGGCCCAAUGCUUUGUCCCGCAAAAUUUCUUAUUGAAUACAACAAGUAUCCGGCCGAGUAA
This is a messenger RNA of Suillus bovinus, 474 nucleotides long. RefSeq lists its product as uncharacterized. The annotation marks the transcript as partial. The transcript has 3 exons. NCBI's taxonomy places the organism in Eukaryota, Fungi, Basidiomycota, Agaricomycetes, Boletales, Suillaceae. The record is from RefSeq and is a predicted model, not a curated record.